AUGCCCGUCCCCCUCGGCCCCCAUGACCUGGGCACCCUCCCGGCCAUCGGCUCCUCGUCGUCCCUCCCGGAGAAGGGAGACCGAAUCCAUGCUUUUUGGGAGCGUCAAGUGCAUGCAACGGUCAUGCUGCUAGUCGCAAAGGGCCACAUGAAGAUCGACGAGGUGCGUCGUGGCCAGGAGUACUUGGAGCCACAGGUGUACCAGACUGCCUCGUACUACGAGAAGUGGGCCCUCUCUGUGGCCAACGCCAUGCUGGAGCACCAGGUGCUCAGUAAUCAGGAGCUUUCGGCUGCUUUGGGCCCUGAGACCGAGGAUGAGGUGCAGAGGUUUUUUCCUGGCGAUGUCGUGCGAGUUCGCGACGCGUCCCACACAACUCGAUGGCGCCGUCCACACCUGCGAACCCCGGGCUUCAUCCACGGUGUAUGCGGUACCAUAGAGCGCCAUGUGGGGAACUUCGAGAAUCCAGAGCAGCUCGCAUUUGGAGGCAAGAGCUGGUCAACUAUUCCGCUUUACAUUGUCCGCUUCGAUGCCAGCAGCAUCCAGGACUUUGAUUCCGGCGAGCGGGGGAUGGACCAGGUGACGGUGGACAUCUACCAGAGUUGGCUCGCCCCUGCGGACGCUGCUGCGCUGGAGGGUCAGCGCAAGAAGCGCCCUGCCGACUUGGCUGCCGAGCAGCCACAGAGCCAUCCAGACUGCAAGCGUGCACGGACUGAUGAGCACACAGCACACCAGGACCAUGUGCACGACCAUGUCCACGAGGAGCGGCACACCGUCGAGCAGCGAGCUGUGGACGCCGAGGCUGCCUGCCCCGCCAUCGCGCGAGCUUUGGUCUCUGCGCUUCUCACGAAAGGUGUCAUCGGGGCGGAGGAGUUGCGAGCUGGCAUCGAGAAGGUGGAUGCAGGAGACCGAAACCGCGGAGCCGUCGGUCGAAGGGUCGUGGCGCGGGCUUGGGCGGAUGAGAAGUUCAAGUCGCGGCUGCUUUCGGAUGCCAACAGCGCCUGCUCUGAGCUGGGCAUCACUGCGACGAACCCGACAGCCCCAACGAAGCUGGUGGUUUUCGAGCAGAAGCCUCAGGAGCAUCACUUGAUCGUCUGCACGCUCUGUAGCUGCUAUCCGCUGACGUUGCUGGGUCUCUCGCCGGAUUGGUACAAGUCACGGGAAUACCGCUCGCGCGCUGUGCGCGAGCCUCGCGCGGUGCUGAAGGAGUUCGGGACCCACAUCCCUGCCGAUACGCAGGUCGUGGUGCAUGACUCCACAGCCGACUGCCGCUUCCUGGUUCUCCCAAACCGACCCAAAGGUACAGAGGCUUGGUCGGAGGAGAAGCUGCAGGAGAUCAUCACCCGCGACUCCAUGAUUGGUGCCCUGGAGCUCGGGAACCUCAUUGAAAAGUAUGAUUUGGACGGCGUGGAUUACAACUGGGAGUACCCAGGCUACCGAUUCGGGCAGGGAUACCUCUCUGACACAGAGGUCCAAGCAGACUAUCGAGGCUUAUCCAAGCUCGCGUUCGCAACGCGAGAGAUGUACGCGAAGCGCGGGUGGACCUCGAAGGUCAUUACAUUGGCCUACUAUCCCGAUGGUCGGCAAGAGCAGCUGCUGAAAGAGUACGGUUUGCCGGAGGUGGUGGACCUCCUGCACAUGAUGAGUUACGACCAAGGCGGCGGGCAUCACAGCUCAUUGGACUAUGGAAAGAAGAGUGCAGAUCAAGGGACGCAAAUUCUGCCAGCACGCCAGCUGACGAUGGGCGUGCCCUUUUACGGUCGCCACAGUCGCAGUGGCGAGUGGACUACAUACGAAGAUUUGGUCCAAAAGCAUUGGCCGCUGAAUCCCAACGUAGAUUCCGUGGAUGCGCCUGACCAAGGAACGAUCGGUUUCAACGGUGUUGACACUAUCCGGCACAAGACCGGCUACGCGCUGCAAGUGGAGUUGGGCGGCGUCAUGAUUUGGGAAGUUGGACAAGAUUGUCGGCUUGUCCCCGUGGUGCAUGGUUCAACCACCCAUGCUAGAACCUGCCCCGAGGACAGCGCCUCGCUUCUGCUGUCCAUCUCCAGCGCGCUUACGGCUGCCAAGCGCCAGCGGAUGCGAACCGCAGGUUGGAGUCCCUCGCAGCUGUCGUCGGACCGCGGGGACGAGCUGUGA
Molecule: messenger RNA, 2136 nt
Organism: Symbiodinium natans
Lineage: Eukaryota; Dinophyceae; Suessiales; Symbiodiniaceae
Source: the annotation of a GenBank genome assembly